Cannabis sativa is the source of this 2111-nucleotide messenger RNA. Its product is annotated as MLO-like protein 9. Gene Ontology annotation, cellular component: membrane. The record is from RefSeq and is a predicted model, not a curated record. Gene Ontology annotation, biological process: defense response. Bases 326 to 1954 code for a protein of 542 amino acids. The transcript is spliced from 15 exons. NCBI's taxonomy places the organism in Eukaryota, Viridiplantae, Streptophyta, Magnoliopsida, Rosales, Cannabaceae.
UUAGCUAUUUUUGGGAUUACAUAAUUUGGACCUCAGACUUAUUUAGGCAAUAAUCCAUGGUAAUACUGUGGUUAACGAGUUGAGCGUUGGGACCUCAAACAUGGGGUAUCAUCAUCUCCAACACCAAUCCCCACUUGUUGAACAUUCUUCCCAACAUUCCUUACCAUUACCAGCUAAAGAAACAGACACAAAAUCCCACCUAACCCUUUUCUUCUUCUUUCUAUACAUUAACAAGUAGUUGUUCCAUCAAGGAUUGAGGUAAAGUUGAUGAUUUUUGUUGUGGUUAAAUAACUUGGUACACGACACAAACUUUGGAUUGGAAAGUAUGGGGGGUGGAGAAGGAUCUAGUGCCCCAAGGGAGCUUGAUCAGACACCAACCUGGGCUGUGGCCUCUGUUUGUGCUGUCAUCAUUGUCAUUUCUAUUCUCUUGGAGAAAGUUCUUCAUAUGGUUGGAGAAUGGUUUCAAGAAAGAAAAAAGAACGCUUUGUUUGAAGCUCUUCAGAAAGUGAAAGGGGAGUUGAUGGUUCUAGGAUUCAUUUCUCUGAUUAUGACUUUUGGUCAAAACUACAUAGCAAGGAUUUGUGUUCCGACGCAUAGUUCUGUGAUUAUGUUGCCCUGUCCUUUGAGCUCAAAUGAUAAUAGCUAUGAAGUGGGGCAUGAGCCAGAGACCAAAGGCGGCGAACAUGAACACCAUCGAAAGCUUUUGUGGUUUGAACGUAGAUAUUUAGCUUCUGGUAGCGUAGGCCCCGGUUGCAAACCGGGGUAUGUGCCACUCAUAUCUCUCAAUGCCUUACAUCAGUUACACAUCUUCAUAUUCUUUUUAGCAGUGUUUCAUGUUAUUUACAGUGCCAUAACAAUGGCACUUGGAAGAUUAAAGAUUCGAGGUUGGAAAGAAUGGGAACAAGAGACUGAUCAUCAUCAAGAAUACAUGAAUGAUCCUAUGAGAUUCAGGCUUACUCAUGAGACAUCUUUCGUGAAGGAUCACACAAGAUCCUGGACUAAAAAUCCUUUCACCUUCUAUCUUGUGUGUUUUCUUCGACAAUUCAUUAGGUCUGUUCGUAAGGCUGAUUACUUGACCAUGAGACAUGGAUUUGUCACUGUUCAUUUAGCACCUGGAAGCAAGUUUAAUUUCCAAAAGUACAUCAAAAGAUCAUUAGAAGAUGACUUUAAGGUGGUUGUGGGAAUAACCCCAGUAUUAUGGUCUUCAUUGGUGUUCUUUCUACUUCUCAAUGUACAUGGAUGGCAGGCUAUGUUUUGGUUGUCCAUGGUGCCUUUAGUGGUGACCUUAGCAGUUGGAACAAAGCUUCAAGGAAUUAUAACAAAUAUGGCACUAGAAAUCCAAGAAAGACAUGCUGUAGUACAAGGGAUACCUCUAGUGCAAGUCUCAGAUAGACAUUUUUGGUUUAGUUGGCCUCGAUUGAUUCUCCAUCUCAUCCAUUUUGUCUUAUUUCAGAAUGCAUUUGAGAUAACAUAUUUCUUUUGGAUAUGGUAUGAGUUUGGAUUGAGAUCUUGCUUUCAUGAUGAUUUUAAUCUCAUAAUUUUAAGAGUUGCCCUUGGUGUGGUAGUUCAAUUCGUGUCUGCCUAUGUGACGCUACCAUUGUAUGCACUUGUGACUCAGAUGGGAUCAACAAUGAAGAGGUCAAUAUUCGAUGAACAAACAUCAAAGGCACUAAAGCAGUGGCACAAAAAGGCAGUGAAAAAGAAGGAUGAAAAAGUAAGAUCUCCCACAAGGGUGUUGGGAGGAAGCCCUGGAGAUUCACCUCCACAUUCUCCCAUGUACAAGCACAAAAGAGCUGAGUCUCAGCCUGAUGAUGCUGCCAAUGUCAUGGCCUCUGUCGAUAUUCACCACCAGCAUCAUCAUUCUCCUCCCAAUAUCAAUACUAAUAAUACUAACAAUAACACUAGUCAUAAUAAUAAUAAUGCCUUUGAUAGCCAUGCUGAUAUUCUUCUAUAAGAAUAUGUAUUAUCUUUAUUGUUGUUGUAUCACUUUUAUACAUUUAUUUAUUCAAUUGUAUUUUUAAAUAUAUAUAUAACUAGGGAUAGACCACAUGCUCUGUAUAUACUUCAAAUGUUUGACAUUGAAAAAUAGAAAUGGGAGUUUGAUUUAAAAA